Molecule: messenger RNA, 4835 nt
Organism: Girardinichthys multiradiatus
Lineage: Eukaryota; Metazoa; Chordata; Actinopteri; Cyprinodontiformes; Goodeidae
Exons: 17
Coding region: 288-3353 (1021 amino acids)
Source: RefSeq, a predicted model, not a curated record
CUGAAAAACGAAGAAAACCUUUGUUCACAAGUGCUAUGUAGGGUCUGUGCGGUCAUGCUUGUGUGAUUUUCCUUGCAAAUUCUUCAGUUGAACUGUGAAAACGUCCUGUUUUAAAAAACAUUUUACUUCAGGAAAGAGCGUGUUCUUCAAGCUGAUAUAUCUACUCCAUCUGAGUGUUUAAAAUGUGUCUAACAUCAAGAUCACAACCGCUUUGGACGUGAUAAGGAAACACACAAAGUGAUCUAGUACCAGAAAUAAACAGCAGAAAGAAAGUCCCUCAAAGAAGGAUGAAAAUGAACACUCUCUUUGUAAAGUGGGUGAUAGUUCUGUUGCUGAUAAAAGCAAAUUUUCAUUAUUGUAAAAGUGAUCCCUUCACUUUGAUAAACAGUACUCUAACUGCUAUGGAGAGGUCCUGUAUUGAAAUCAAAUGUAAUUCAGAUAAAUUCAAUGUCAGAAAUGAAGAUCGUUACUGGUUUUGGAUGAAGGAUGCAAAUUGGACACAGGACACCGGCUUUGUGGGCACCAUUAUUUUCAGCUCGGAUGAGUUAAAACAUUCUGUCAGUCCUCAGUUUAAAAACAGAGUCCAGUAUAUCAGCUCACCAAGCAGUGGGACUAGUAUUUCAGAACAAAUGUGUGAUAUAUUGAUCUGUGACCUGAGAAAAACGGACAGUGGACUGUAUCAGUUCAGAUUUGUUUUGGGACAUCUUAAAUGGGCGACGCCUCCAUUAAAUCUAACUGUCCAGGAAAAUCCAUGCAUUCUCAAUUUUAGCCAACCACCAGUUGUGACGGAGAAUAAAACUGUAACACUCACAUGCUCGACAUUAAUUUCAUGUAAUUCUGACCUACAAAUUAACACUCUGAAGGAGCUUCCCUCAGCAAAACAAAGUUCUCACAACACGAAUAAAACCAUCAACUUUAGCUUUACUGCCAGCUGGGAGGAUGAUGGGAGAGUGUUUUCAUGCCAAACGCAAGAAAACAAGGACAAGUUCUUAAUCCGGAAUAUCACCUUGACUGUAGAAUACGCUCCCAAAUUCGUAACGGCUACGAUAGGGAAGGAAUCUGUAAAGGAAGGAGAUACGGUGACUCUCACAUGCUCUGCUAAAGGACAACCCAACGUCAAUUUCACCUGGUUCAAAAAUGACAGAAAGAUCCAAAUAGGUCAGCUUUUUGAAUCUAUUUUUAAAGAGUCAGACAGCGGAUCGUACCACUGCGAAGCUCAGAACAAAUGGGGGGCUGCACAGUCUGACAGAAUAAACAUUGAUGUGUUAUAUCCACCUGCAGUUGAAAUCCAAAUUGAAAAGCAAACCCAAGGACACUUUUCCUACAUAAAAGGACACAAUGUUACUAUUGUAUGUAAUGUGAAUAGAAGCCAUCCAAAACAUACAAACAGGUUUACUUGGAUUAUAAAUGGGAAAACAGUUAGGGGAGGGAUCAAAUAUGUUUUCCCCAAAGUCAAACCAGAGGACAGUGGCUCUUACCAAUGUAGAGCCAGUAACUCUGUUGGUUCAGGAACAUCAGCCUCUAUUUAUCUUGACGUUCUAUAUAAGCCAGAAAGCGAGGUUUCUAUUAGUCCUACGGAUAACAAAGUGAAAGCUAACAGCUUAGUUAAAUUUACAUGUAACACCCAAGCGAAUCCAGUUCCCUUGUAUUCCUGGUUUAGUUACAAACAGUCCGACCCCUCCAACUGGACACUGCUGGGAAGUGAACAGGAUUUAAAAUUGGAGAGUGUUCAAAGAAAAGACGAAGGCUGUUACAUAUGCAAUGCAAGCAACCAAGUUGGUAAUGGAAAUAUCAGUCAGCCCAAAUGCAUUCAAGUAAUUUUUCCUCCCACCAACGUCCUACUGUCUUUGGUUUCUAAGGUUAAAGAAGGCCAGCUUGUAAAAACCAUCUGUACUGUUGAAAGCUUCCCUUUCUCAGAAUUUGAGUUGAAAAGAUCUUUAACAUCUGAUCUUUCAACCUCAAAAGUGUUUUCUUUUCAGCUUGCUAAUGAACAAAAUGUUUUCACCCACACAUUUAAUGCAACUUCAACCCAUGCAGGGUUUUACACCUGCGUCGCAUCAAACAGCGAAGGAAACAACAGAAGCACUCAGAGGAAACUGGAGGUCGAAUAUUCUCCCAAAGAUGUGAGAAUAGAAGCUUGGCCUGGUUUAGCAGUGAAAGAAAAUGAGACAUUCAAGUUGAGCUGUGGUGCCCGCUCCAACCCACCAAUAACUCAGUACAAGUGGAAAACAGAGAAUAACAAUAAAAAGGAAAUUACUGUGAGCACUGAGAGGACCUACACUGUAAAUUCUUCCAGGCCCUCUGAUAGUGGGCUGUACAUCUGUGAAGUCCAAAAUGUGAUUGGAAGAGGGAAAUCAAAAGUGGAGAUUAACAUCAAGUAUGCACCAAAACAGACGACAAUCAUUAAAGGAGAAGAGCAACAGCGCCCUGAGGGAAGACGUUCUGUGAAGCUGAGCUGCAGCAGUCACUCCUAUCCUUCUGCCAAAUAUAUCUGGUACAAUAAGACGGAAAACAAACAGAUUUCUAGCAGCCAGAACUUAACAGUGUACUCUCACCAAGCAGGGGAGUACUACUGCAGUGCACAAAAUGAGAUGGGUAGGACAGAGUCAGCCUCAGUCAGGCUGUUUGAUGACACAGUAAUGAAGAUUGUGAAGAUUUUCGUGUUGCUUUGCGUGAUCUUGCUCAUCAUAGUCGUAUUUUUAUUGUACAUGCACAGGAGGACCAAAGCAAAUCAACCAAGAACAACAAAUUUGUGGCCCUGCUGUAGUUGUUCUCCAAUAGCGCUGAGUUGUCAGAGAUUGCAGAAAAGAUCUGAAAGAUCAACAAGAAAUGAGAAUAUUUUAACAGACUCUAGAAGCAGAGACGACCUUUUGCCAGAGCAGCACCGCCGGCCAAACGUUGAGCAUCAGCAGCCUCGCCCAGACGUCCAGUCUACAUCCCACCAUGUUAACAAUAUUUAUUGUACAGUCAACAUGCCAUAUGAAAAACAAGCUCCAUCUGCGCAAAGGCCAGUAAACAUGAAGCAAAGAUGCAUGGAGGAUGAUUCUCUCAACUAUGCUUCUCUACACUUUGAGAAUAAGAAGACAGCAGAAGUAGAGUCUUUAUAUUCGCAACUGUGUAAGCCAAAGCCAUACAAACAGAAAUCACAAGAAAACCUGGAUGACUAUGAGAACCUCAACAUGAAAUCACCAAUCAAAGUUCCGUAUAUUUUUGAUGAUGACACAGAGACGAGCGACGAAGAGGAGGUCAACUAUACUCAGGUGAACAUUAUUCAAAACCCCUCUGCUCAGAGUGACACAACAGACUCCAGCACCUCUGAGGAUGAGACUCACUACUCUGACGUCAAACUGUGACUCAAGACACCCUCAGAGAUCCUACUGGGAUUUGAUAACCAUCAUAUUUUGUUAAAAUAUGCAUGUAUGUUUUAAUUUGUGUGUAAUAACACAGAAUUAGAACAGGGAAGGAAGUAAUCAGUGUUUCAUUCUUAAUCAACAAUUUCUUCUAAAAAUGUUUUCUCGUUUUUGUUUUGUUACAAUUAAAUUUUUUUAGAUCAUUCAAAAAUAUCAGGCAAAAUGUAUCUAGGAAAGUACAAAAAGCAGUUUUCAAAUGAUAAUAUUGCUUAUAGGGGGGAAAAAAGGCAUCCAAAUCAACCUAGCCCUAUGUGAAAACAGUAAUAGUCCUCUUUUUAAACAAUGAAUUAACUGUGACAAACAUACAUAACAAGGUCUGAAGGUCUGACAUGUAGAAUGAAGAUAUUUUUUUUUUAAAUAACCUUUCUGACAAUAUGAUUCUGAAAAAAAAAACAAGCCUCAAUCUAAAGUAAGUCAAGAAACAGUCACUUUAUCCAUCUGGAAAGCCAAAUCUAAGGAUUAUCCACGAAUGGAAAAUAUUUGGUGUUGAACAUUUCCAGGAGUGAUCGGCCUACCAAAAUUACUUCAAGUGUGCUUGAAACUAACGCACCAUUUCAGAAAAAGAACAUAAUACCUACAGUCAAAGGUAGAGGUGAUAGUGUGUAAGCCUUGCCCUACUUUCCUGCUUCGGGACUUGAAGGACUUGUUGUAAUUGACAGAACUAUAAAUCAGGCUUUCUACCGAAAAAUAGCCAGCAGGAGGCUGUGUGUUAAAGUGGUGUUUGCAGCAGGCCAGUGAUCAAAAGUACCAACUAGCAGUUCCACCUCUGAAUGGCUUAAAAUAAAUCCUAAAUGAAUGUUUUAGAUGGGCCUAAUCAAAUUCUGGACUUAACCCGAUUAAGAUGUAGCAUGAACUUAAUCUAUUCAUUCUCGAGAAGCUGCCAAAUGGCUGAAUUAACACAAUUAGCAAAAUAAUUGUUGACCAAAAUUCCCCCGAAAAUCUUAUUGCUAGUUAUCAGAGAUGCUCGAUAGCAACAAUUGUUUAGUUUAGAAGCUAAUUACCAAUAGGGCCAGGUUGGUUUAAAUAGCCUUUUCCUUUUAAAACGAAAUUCCCAUAUAAAAGCUUUGUCUUGUAUUUACUCAGGUUAUUUUUGUCUGAUAUUACAAUCUGUUUUAAUUGAAAAAACAAGAAAUCUGUAAGGGGGCAAAUACUUUUUCACAGUUUUCACACAGUUUUCACACUUUUUCACAGUGCUAUAUAAAGCAACUAGAUUCUGCUUUAACAAAGAUGUAAUUCUGUACAUAAUAAGCUAAGAACUGAAUGUGGAUAUGAAUGUUUUAAAGCUAUGUUAAAUUUAAAAUGAUGCAUACACACUGAAAUGAUACAUUGCUUGUUCAUGUUUUCUCACUGUAAAACAUUUUGAAAGGUUAAUUCAGCUACAGCUAUAAAUUUAAUAAAAACGCAUACAAAGUUAUGAAAAAUGUU